UUGUCAGUCAAAUCGGCAAACAGAAGAUUAUUCUGCAUCAAGCAGGCAUCAUCCCUUAGAAAUUGAAUAUUAUUUUUCGAGUUCUUUCCCAAUUAUCGCUUCUUCCGUGUGUCCCAACUACCGUUACAAUGGCAUCUAUUACGGAAGAUUUCUACCUACGUUACUACGUAGGUCACAAGGGUAAGUUCGGGCACGAAUUUCUCGAAUUUGAGUUUCGGCCUGAUGGAAAACUGCGGUACGCUAACAAUUCAAACUACAAAAACGAUACGAUGAUUCGGAAGGAAGCGUAUGUGCAUCAAUCGGUAAUGGAAGAACUGAAACGAGUAAUCGUAGAUUCGGAAAUCAUGCAAGAGGAUGACUCGAUGUGGCCCCCGCCGGAUCGUGUCGGACGGCAGGAGCUGGAAAUCGUUAUAGGAGAUGAACACAUUUCAUUCACCACCUCGAAAACUGGUUCAUUGGUCGACGUAAAUCAGUCGAAAGAUCCGGAAGGAUUACGGUGUUUCUACUAUUUGGUUCAAGAUUUGAAAUGUCUUGUGUUUUCACUGAUCGGUCUGCAUUUUAAGAUUAAACCUAUCUAAGAAAAAACUGACGGGAAUGGACAGAAUUCAGCAGCUUGCGGAAUUUCGGACAGCAUUAUACUUUCAAUCAUUUUCUGCAUAACUAUUAUAGGUCUAAUUUAUCUUGAAUAUGAUACUAACGUAUAAAACUGUAAUCAUUUUGAUAAAAAUAACGCU
This is a messenger RNA of Topomyia yanbarensis, 734 nucleotides long. RefSeq names its product protein mago nashi (gene mago). Gene Ontology annotation, cellular component: catalytic step 2 spliceosome; exon-exon junction complex; nucleus. NCBI's taxonomy places the organism in Eukaryota, Metazoa, Arthropoda, Insecta, Diptera, Culicidae. Gene Ontology annotation, biological process: RNA splicing. Bases 129 to 578 code for a protein of 149 amino acids. The record is from RefSeq and is a predicted model, not a curated record. The transcript is spliced from 2 exons.